Molecule: messenger RNA, 921 nt
Organism: Ceraceosorus guamensis
Lineage: Eukaryota; Fungi; Basidiomycota; Exobasidiomycetes; Ceraceosorales; Ceraceosoraceae
Exons: 1
Coding region: 170-709 (179 amino acids)
Source: RefSeq, a predicted model, not a curated record
AGCUCCAUUCCGCCACUUUUCCCCCCUCCACACAUCACGCCGUUUAGCAAACACGGUGGCAAACAUGCCCGCCUUCUCCUCGCACACGCACACGCACACACACACACACUCCCUCUCUCCCUCUCUCUCUGACUUUUUGAAUUAGGAGCCGAAAUGCAAAUGAAGCGCAAUGUAUGGAAUGCAAAAGUCCGCUCGUCUUGCUCUUCUCCAAUCGACCGUUGCAGCCUUCGAACUUCCCCGCAGCUCGAAUCUGGUGCUGCAUCUCCGACAGGCUUCUCCUCGUUCAUCCGCGCAACACGCACAUCCCCCCAAUAUACAAUUUUCUCUGACAAGCUCUGCGCGAUCAGGUCGAACAAGCGAGAAGCAGAAGGGCAAGCACCUUCGCCUCGCCAAACAUGCGACUUUUCGCAUCGUCAUCGGUCUACAUUCUAUGGUCCGUGCAGAUGUGGUCGAUGGGGCAAGCAGUGGGGACAGGCAGCGCAGCAGCAGAGCAUGCCACCGCUGCGAGCGCAUCCGCAUCCGCACUGCCUCGUCCCGCCUCUACACGUCUAGGCCGCAACGGAGAGAUCCUGCACAUUGCAAGCGAAGAUGCAUCGCCCAUUCAUCCUUCGCACCUCAUCUCCGCCACCAAGCAUCUCGAACAGGAUGCGCACACCAGGUACCGCAAGACGCCUGCCGCCGCCGCCGCCGCUGCUGCUGCUGCUGCUGAGAACUUUUCGCAACAGCAGCACCACGGCCUGGAAGUGGUCAUGGAUAAGCAGCGCGUGGUGGAUGUGGGGCAGCGUCACGCCAUGGUAUUGAAAGCGGCGCGACAUUACAAGGAACAUUUCUUCCCGAAUGCUACGCACAUGCGAGUGAGUUCUGCAUGUGGGAGCGCAUAUGCUUUGCACCCGAUCGAGCAGCAGCUGACGCAUGACGCGC